AUGACUUCUCAUCCUGGAAAUGGUAAAGAGGCCUCUGCCUCAGAUUAUUCCGUACUAGACUCGACAGUACCGGGGCCUAGCUCGACUCGGGAUGCAUCAUCUCAAAAUGCGCCAAUCUACAUCAUACCUAAUAGAAAGAUUGCAGCCGUAGAGAUUCCCGCAGUGGUGCAGAAUAUCGAUCGUGCCAUCAGUGCUUUUGGUCGUGUACCAUCUUUUGAGCAUGUUUUAGACCCUCAACGUAACUCGGUGCCUCUCUAUCUGAACCCCGAGAGCCCAUUCUGCAACCCCAUCAUGUCACACAAUGCAGCCUCACACAACGUUGUCCUGAAAAUCAUUCUUCCGAAGCGUACCGGGAGGAAGAGAAAGCGUGGUUCUUCGACGGCCUGGGAAGGAGAUCAGGAGAUCUGCGAUGCCGAUCAAGCAAACCCCGUUUGCUCUAUCGCUCGCCAGGACGAGCCUAAGGUCCUCAAGCGAAAACUUCAAGACAACGUUGGCCGCUACAAGGUCGAUGCUGUGGGUGUCAUCAAUCACACUCAUAGAUUCCGUGGUUUCGCCGACUUUUACUGGGAUAUGUCUACGUCGUCGUUUACGAACCGAUAUAUAGACCAAGUCUUUUCUGGAGAUGUCGAAAAGAUGAGAGCCUUCACCUUAGAGCCAGGCAUCGACAAGAGCAGAAAUUCUGACGUGAUACCGCCGCCGCUAUUCACACACAUGAGCCUUCCAUUCAACUAUUUCUACUCCCAGAACCCAUAUGUUCGCACCACUGCAGAUGGUGGCACAGUCAAUGUGACCGCUGUUAAACAAGUCGGGUACUUUAUCAGCGCUGACGAACCUACGCCUACUGGCCCUCAGGAGCCCCCGGAUGUAACGGAUGCACGGUUCAUGGAGGUUUUGGCAGACUUGGAGGCUGCGUUCGAGGAUCGGCCUAUCUGGACACGACGUUCAUUACUAAACCAUCUUGGGAAGAAGCUGGACAGCUGGAAUGAGCUCAAGAAAUAUCUGAACUACGCUGCCUACCAAUUCAAGGGCGGCCCAUGGCGAGAUUGUGUCGUGCCUUACGGUCUUGACCCGCGAACGCAUCCCAAAUAUCGAGAAUACCAGACACUCAUGUUCAAAUUGACCAAACACAAGCGCCCUUUAGGCCCUGCGGCCGUACGCACGUACCGCCGUCCCGAAAAGAUUGAGGAACGUCAGGUACCCGCAGGAGUUACCAGCCAUAUUUUCGAUGGUGAAACAUAUGACACAGAUGGCAAGGUCUGGCAAGUGUGUGACAUUACCGACCCUCUCCUACGCGAGCUGCUCGAUGGAGCAGCAGUACGUUCAGCAUGGGACAUCAGCAGUGGUUGGUACCAUGGCGGGUUGUGGGCCAAGGUCAAGGCCAUUAUGAAGACAAAGCUGGUAGCUAUUCGAUUCGGCAGACAGUUGACACGGGCAGAUUUCGUCCCCACACUGCAGUUUGGUGACAUGACGCCGCCAAGGUCAACGUCGACCAACUUGCAUCUGCCGCUGCCAAAUCUGCGCCUUACAGACGAGGAGCUCAUAGCGCUGCGUGGCCGCAAACCACCAAAGAAGAAGAGUCAGGGUUACAAUGUUAGGCUGCUUGGCCGUCAAGCGGCGUCAACAACGGAUGAUCCUACGUCGGUAGCAAGCUCGCCAAGUAGAGCUCCGAUGGAAGCCAUGGAAAAUGAUGAGGAUUCGGCCGGUGACAGCAACGAGGAGAAUGACAGUGGCUCUGAGAUAGAGGACCAUCAGCUGGAUCAAUUGGCAGAUGAGUACAGCGGCCAUGAUUAUCUUGGUCCGGAGUACAGUGCCCCGUAUAAUUACGAAUUUAGCGGAGGCCGCUUGAGUGAUGCAGAUUAUGCGGAGGACGUAUACCCUGACUUAGAGCAGGCAGGAUCACAACAGCUGUUCAUUCUGUGGAGAGGUCUUCGAGGUGGCCAGGAGCGAACUUCUGCAUGUCCAACGGGUACGCAUUCGCCAAUCGACACCCCCGGUUGCGGGCGUGGACCUUUUGCCCGAGUCGGAUUGCUAGUAGCACAUAUAGAGCGAGGCCAGUGCACGCGUAUCAGCUCCAACGACCUGAAUAUGCUGAGAGAGACAAAGCUUGAUUUUCACAGAGAGCUCGCAAAGCGAUCGGACGAGCCGAUCAAGGGAAACUUCGCCAAUUACAUGUCCGCAAUACAUGUUCCUCGAUGGGCUGAUGUUGUGGAAGCGCCCAGCGCGGAGACGCCUGGCGAACUUUCAGAGGAAAGUUUCCCGGAGCUCCCAAGGAAGGAGCUUCAGGUACCACAGAAAGACGAGGGUCAGAUGCUGCCAAAGCACGAGCUCCAGUCAUCGAGAGUCCCCAAAACACAAGUACAGGUAGACAAUUUCGCCAAGAGGUUACUUUCCAUACAUAUUGAAAGCCGACAGAUCGAAUCCGCGGAUAAGAAAAUGGUGGCCGAUACAGACGGGGACGAAAGCUUGCUCAUUGAUAUGUCAUCAGACCAUCGACUUGCAGCCAAAUGGCAAACUGCAGCAGAAGCUUGCGAAGGAAACCUUGGAAGAAACGCUUCGCCCCCCAAAUCAUCCACAAAUCUUUUGGCAGCUAAGUGGCAAGGCGCCUGGGGGGGCAAGGACAUUCAGGCCGCAUUUCAAAAAGAUCGCAUAAAGCGGCGCGUCACACCAUCCACUGAACAACUUGCGGCGGCAACCCAGCCGGCGCCCAAGUCGUUGGCAGAGUCGAUGGAUCUGGACGACCCGGACCACCCAUACUUUAGUGCAUCUGCUUACUUCUGCACUAUCAUCAACAAAUAUGUCUGUCCCAAGCUAGGAUGCGGGAAAUACUUUGACAGCAAAGCAAUGAUCAUCAAACACUUAAAAUCACCUGCUCAUGGUGACAAGUCUUAUCAAUGCCCAAAAUGUUUGCGCAUCUUUAAGUCGGUAGAGGCAAUCACGUACCAUGCCGAGUCUCCCGGGUACUGUCGCAUUCGAGAGACUGAACAGUACGGCGCAUUCCUGGACCAACUUACUGGAGGGAUUGUCCAAGCUGACACAAGUGGUGGGAAUGAUGCUAUCAAGUACAAUGUGGACAAGGAUGCGAUCAAGAAAAUUUUCUGGUGA
Molecule: messenger RNA, 3102 nt
Organism: Beauveria bassiana ARSEF 2860
Lineage: Eukaryota; Fungi; Ascomycota; Sordariomycetes; Hypocreales; Cordycipitaceae
Product: RNA polymerase III transcription factor subunit, putative
Exons: 6
Coding region: 1-3102 (1033 amino acids)
Biological process (GO): transcription initiation at RNA polymerase III promoter
Cellular component (GO): transcription factor TFIIIC complex
Source: RefSeq, a predicted model, not a curated record